CUGAUAGUCAGGGGGUGUGUUGCCUUAAAAAAAUAGUAAAGGCAAAGUGAAACAUCCAAACGCGCUGUUUGUCCUUAUGCAGUAAACUGAGAGAAUUUGAUUAAGAUUUUUUCUUGCGAAGAGCCAAAGCCGGCUGUUUAGCUUAGCUCACUUCUAGAGGGUGCAGAAUGGCAGCUGUGAGAUCUAGUCCAGGACUGGAUGUGGUACAGACGGGCUCAGAAAGGCAGGAUUCAUUGAUCAACAUGCAAGGAGAGGGAGAGGGGGUGAGUGGACAGAAAAGGCUGAAUACAGGGCAAAGAAUCGAGUGGCCUGUCGAUGCCAACACACAGCAAACAAACCGUCAGCGCUUCCCACGGUCUUCCGGUGUGGACCUGCCCACCUACAGGAGUCCCGAAUCAGUCGAGAUGGAUGAGAUCAUGGCUGCGAUGGUACUCACAAGUCUGUCCUGCAGUCCAGUGGUCCAAAGCCCCCCACAGCGGGAUCUCCUUCCAGGGGACAUGGAGUGUUGCGGAGGUGAGCUGUCUGAUAGUGGCAGCAGUGGAUACUGGAGCUGGGACCAUGGCAGUGUAAGCCCCGCCCCUUCCCCAUCGGUCACUGAGAUGGACAGGCGCCUGAGUCAACCGACGGAUGAGGGAUUGCAAAUGGAACUGGACCAAACCGCAUGUGAGGAGCUGGAGGCCAGAAGGUGCAAGAGCUUGAGCAGGGGAGCAUACAGGUGUCUGUGGCCAGGCUGUGAGAAAGUGUUGACAUCACGGGUUGGAAUGAAACGGCACAUUCGCAUUCUUCACUUGGGUGGGGGCUCAGAGCAGUCUCACAGAGAAGAAGACUUCUACUACACAGAGGUAUCUUCCGAAGAUGAGGAGACUGCACCUUCAUCUCCCGCUCCAUCGUUCUCCAGUGGGGCCUGGACUUCUUGUAGUUCCACACAAAGCCAAACCACCCCAGGAUGCCAAGAUGCUGUCCAGUCGAGUCCUCUCAGCCAAUCGGCUCCGAGCAGUGUGUGGCAGAUUCACACUGAACAUCUCUAUCAGGCCUGUGCACCCAUUCAGGUGACGGUUUCUCCAGGCUCUCCCACCUUAUGUAGCUGGACCUUGCCAGGUGAUGUCCAGCAAAAACCUCAGAUGGCAGCACCUCGCAGCCGGUCGGUGAGUGUCGGAGAGCAGUGGCUGCAGCGAAACAGCGCCCCCACCAGAUCACAGACCAUGAGUGCAUCUCCCUCUAGAGGGCACUGUUCAUUCAGAAAGGGCCGUGGUGAGGCCAAGAAGUGCCGAAAAGUGUAUGGUGUGGAGCGAAGGGACCAAUGGUGCACUGCCUGCCGGUGGAAGAAAGCCUGCCAGCGCUUCCCGGACUAAAAAAAAAAGACUUAAGGAGAUGAGAAAGAAUCUCUGCUUUCUUUUUUCCAGCUACUUCCUGCACUGUAGAGGAUCCCUCAUUUCACUUUUCUACCUUCUUUGUUUUCCUACCACAGUUUAUAGUGUUUUGUCAUGUUUUACCACAAAUUGAACGCUGGUACUAGAUGUUGAUAAUGUGUGGAGUAGUAGAAUCAGAUUGAAUUUUGCCCUCUAAUGAGACUCAUGUACCUAAAAGUGUUUUUGGGGUUUUUCUACCCCAGUCUUGCACUUCAUGUACACCUGAGAUAUUUAAGUGAUCGUUGAUUUUUGUAUACUGUGGACAAUGUGUUGCUUUGAACAUUUCAUGAUGUUUUCUAUUGCUGUUUUGUGAGCCUGAAAAUUAUACUGUUACUGUAACAGUGUAAUACCAUGUAUCGACUUUUUUUCUACGUAUUUACACAGAAUUUAGUCACAACUUUACGUUCUGCAGGGUUCGCCGUAGCGCUUCCUUAUUAAUCUUAACUGCCAGAUAUAAAGCUAAAAUGAUGUUGAGUGAAAGAUGAUGUGCCGGAUGUUGUUUGAUGGAGAUACAAGUGCAGCUAUACUCUUCUGAUGGUAUACCAAAGUGCUAUUGCAAAGCUGAGUAAAAGGGAGUUUGAGUGAAUACUGCUGUGAGAACAGUUUGGCCUGGUUCCUUUUGUAUUUUUCUUGCCAUCCUUCCAAACAGUGUUGAGGGCUUAUUUGUACAAAAUUGGAUUUUACAUAAAGGAACAUCUAUAGGAUUUGACAGCCUAACACUAUACUAAAAAAUAAAGAUGGUUCAAAAGACAUGAGAUAAAAUAUGCAAAUUUCAAAAGCUUGUCAUUUGAGCAUUAAAAAAUGACAAGAACAAUCGUAAAAUUAUUUUAUUGGCUUUUUUGUUUGCAUUUCAUGUAUAAGUGAAAACAAUUAAAGAAAAGUUCACUUUCCAGAAAUGUUUGCAGAGUGUGUUGGAAAUGAUAACUAUUCACAAAGCCAAAAACGUCUACCCAAAUAAGAUCUUAUAUUUAUACCAGGAAUACUGUAAAGAACA
Molecule: messenger RNA, 2403 nt
Organism: Triplophysa dalaica
Lineage: Eukaryota; Metazoa; Chordata; Actinopteri; Cypriniformes; Nemacheilidae
Gene: znf395b
Product: zinc finger protein 395b
Exons: 10
Coding region: 168-1352 (394 amino acids)
Biological process (GO): regulation of transcription by RNA polymerase II
Cellular component (GO): nucleus
Molecular function (GO): DNA-binding transcription factor activity; RNA polymerase II cis-regulatory region sequence-specific DNA binding
Source: RefSeq, a predicted model, not a curated record